Messenger RNA from Canis lupus familiaris (dog), 4587 nucleotides. It is a transcript of the gene STRC, whose product is annotated as stereocilin. The record is from RefSeq and is a predicted model, not a curated record. Lineage: Eukaryota; Metazoa; Chordata; Mammalia; Carnivora; Canidae. The coding region runs from base 1 to 4518 and encodes 1505 amino acids. The transcript is spliced from 27 exons. Gene Ontology annotation, biological process: cell-matrix adhesion. Gene Ontology annotation, cellular component: stereocilium tip; kinocilium; cell surface.
AUGUAUGCUGCCUCUACACCCAGGGGCAUCCGGCACAACCUUUCCUGGGAUGUCCAGGCGCUGGGCUUUCUGUCUGGAUCGCCACCCCCACCCCCUGCCCUCCUCCACUGCCUGAGCACGGGUGUGCCUCUGCCCAGGGCUUCCCAGCCCUCAGCCCACAUCAACCCUCGCCAACGGCGAGCCAUCUCUGUGGAGGCCCUCUGCGAGAACCACUCAGGCCCAGCGCCACCCUACAGCAUUUCCAACUUCUCCAUCCACUUGCUCUGCCAGCACGCCCAGCCUGCCACCCCGCAGCCCCCUCCCAGCACCGCUGCCGUCUGCCAGACAGCCAUGUGGUAUGCAGUGUCAUGGGCACCAGGUGCCCAGGGCUGGCUACAGGCUUGCCAUGACCAGUUUCCUGAUCAGUUCCUGGAGGCAAUAUGUAGCAACCUCUCCUUUUCAGCCCUGUCUGGUCCCAAUCGCCGCUUGGUAAAGCAGCUCUGUGCUGGCCUGCUCCCACCCCCCACUAACUGUCCUGAAGGCCUGCCCCCUGCUCCCCUCACCCCAGAGGUCUUCUGGGGCUGCUUCUUGGAGAAUGAGACUCUGUGGGCUGAGCGGCUGUGUGGAGAGGCAGGUCUGCAGGCUGUGCCCCCCAGCAAUCAGGCUUGGGUUCAACAUGUGUGCCAGGGCCCUACCCCAGAUGUCACUGCCUUCCCACCCUGCCAUGUUGGACCUUGUGGGGAACGCUGUCCAGAUGGAGGCAGCUUCCUGAUGAUGGUCUGUGCCAAUGACACCAUGUACGAAGCCCUGGUGCCCUUCUGGCCUUGGCUAGCGGGCCAGUGCAGGAUAAGUCGAGGGGGCAAUGACACUUGCUUCCUAGAGGGGCUACUUGGUCCUCUUCUACCCUCUCUGCCACCACUGGGACCAUCCCCCCUGUGCCUGGCCCCAGCUCCCUUCCUGCUUGGCAUGCUAUCCCAGUUGCCACGCUGUCAAUCCUCUGUGCCAGCCCUUGCCCAUUCCACACGCCUGCACUAUCUCCUGCGCCUGCUGACCUUUCUCCUGGGUCCAGGGGCCGGAGGGACCGAGGCCCAGGGAAUGCUGGGUCAGGCCUUGAUGCUCUCCAGUCUCCCAGACAACUGCUCCUUCUGGGAUGCCUUCCGCCCAGAGGGCCGGCGUAGUGUGCUGCGGACAGUUGGAGAGUACCUGGAACGGGAGGAACAGCUGACCCCACCGGGCUUUGAACCCACUGCCAGUCCCAGCUCCGGUAUAACCAAGAUGGAGCUGCUGGCCUGCUUCAGCCCUGUGCUAUGGGACCUGCUCCAGAGGGAGAAGAGUGUUUGGGCCCUGCAGAUUCUAGUGCAGGCAUACCUGCAUAUGCCACCAGAAAAUCUCCAGCAGCUGGUGCUCUCAGCAGAGAGGGAGGCUGCUCAGGGCUUCUUGACGCUCAUGCACCGUUCCUGGGCCCAGCUGCAGGUACCACCAUCAGAGGAGCAGGCCCUGGGUCGCCUGACCGCCCUGUUGCUCCAGCGGUACCCACGCCUCACCUCCCAGCUCUUCAUUGACCUGUCACCACUCAUCCCCUUCUUGGCUGUCUCUGAUCUGAUGCGCUUCCCACCAUCCCUGUUGGCCAAUGAUAGUGUCCUGGCUGCCAUCCGGGAUUACAGUCCAGGAAUGAGGCCUGAACAGAAAGAGGCUCUUGCAAAGCGACUGCUGGCCCCUGAGCUAUUCGGGGAAGUGCCUGCCUGGUCUCAGGAGCUACUGUGGGCAGUGCUGCCCCUGCUUCCCCACCUCCCUCUGGAAAACUUUCUGCAGCUCAGCCCUCAUCAGAUCCAGGCCUUAGAGGAUAGCUGGCCAGCAGCAGGUCUUGGGCCAGGGCAUGCCCGACAUGUGCUACGAAGCCUGGUGAACCAGAGUGUCCAGGAUGGAGAGGAGCAGGUACGCAGUGCCAGCUUCUGUGACCACAUGAAGGCCAGCUUCGAUGCCCUUCUCAGGCUGGGGCCCCUCGCCUGUUUCCUGAGUCCAGAGGAGCUGCAGAGCCUGGUACCCUUGAGUGAUCCAAUGGGGCCAGUAGAACGGGGGCUGCUGGAAUGUGCGGCCAACGGGACCCUCAGCCCACAAGGACGGGUGGCAUAUGAACUCCUGGGAGUGUUACGUUCAUCUGGAGGAGCUGUGCUGAGCCCCCUGGAGCUGCGAGUCUGGGCCCCUCUCUUCCCUCAGCUGGGCCUCCGCUUCCUGCAGGAGCUGUCAGAGCCCCAGCUUAGAGCUAUGCUUCCUGCUCUGCAGGGAACCAGUGUCACACCUGCCCAGGCUGUUUUACUGCUUGGGCGGCUCCUCCCUAGGCAUGAUCUUUCCCUGGAGGAACUCUGCUCUUUGCACCCUCUGCUGCCAGGCCUCAGCUCCCAGACACUCCAGGCCAUCCCUCGGCGAGUUCUGAUUGGGGCUUGUUCCUGCCUGGCCCCUGAACUAUCACGCCUCUCAGCCUGCCAGACCGCAGCGUUGCUGCAGACCUUCCGGGUGAAAGACGGAGUUAAAAACAUAGGUACAACAGGUGCCAGCGCAGCUGUGUGUAUCCCUGGUCAGCAGCCCAUCCCCACCACUUGGCCAGACUGCCUGCUUCCCUUGCUCCCACUAAAGCUGCUGCAGCUGGACUCCGCAGCUCUUUUGGCUAACCGAAGGCGCUACCGGGAUCUGCCCUGGUCUGAGCAGCAGGCACAGUUUCUCUGGAAGAAGAUGCAAGUGCCCACCAACCUGACACUCAGGAAUCUUCAGGCUCUGGGCACCCUGGCAGGGGGCAUGUCGUGUGAGUUUCUGCAGCAGAUCAACUUGAUGGCAGACUUCCUUGAAGUAGUGCACAUGAUCUAUCAGCUACCCACUGGGGUUCGAGGGAGCCUGAGAGCCUGUAUCUGGGCAGAGCUACAGCGGAAGAUGACCAUGCCAGAGCCAGAGCUGGCAACCCUGGGGUCAGAACUGAGUGGGCUAGACACCAAGCUACUUCUGGAUUCACCGAUCUAUUUGAUGGAUAGACUGUCCAAUGAAUCUAUUAUGUUGAUGGUGGAGCUGGUACGAAGAGCUCCAGAGCAGCUGCUGGCACUGACCCCACUCCACCGGGUAGCCCUGGCAGAGAGGGCACUACAAAACUUGGCUCCAAAGGAGACAACAGUCUCAAGGGAAGUGCUGGAGACCUUAGGUCCCUUGGUUGGAUUCCUGGGGAUAGAGAGUACACGACGGAUCCCCCUACCGAUCCUGCUGGCCCAUCUCAAUCAGCUGCAGGGCUUCUGCCUAGGAGAGCCAUUUGCCACAGAGCUGGGAUGGCUCCUAUCACAGGAGCCUAUUCUGGGGAAGCCAGAGUUGUGGAGCGAGGGUGAAGUAGAGCAAGCUGGACGCCUAGUACUCACUCUGUCUACUGAAGCUAUUUCCUUGAUCCCCAGGGAAGCCUUGGGCCCAGAGACCCUGGAGCGGCUCCUGGAGAAACAGCAGAGCUGGGAGCAGAGCAGAGUUGGACAGCUAUGUGGGACGCCACAGCUUGCUCCCAAGAAAGCAGCCUUGGUAGCUGGGGUUGUACGACCUACUGCAGAAGAUCUCUCAGAACCUGUGCCAAAUUGUGCAGAUGUACGGGGAACAUUCCCAGCAGCCUGGUCAGCAACCCAGAUUGCAGAGAUGGAGCUCUCAGACUUUGAGGACUGCCUGGCAUUAUUUGCAGGAGACCCAGGACUUGGUCCUGAAGAACUACGGGCAGCAAUGGGCAAGGCAAAACAGUUGUGGGGUCCUCCCCGGGGAUUCCGUCCUGAGCAGAUCCUGCAGCUGAGUCGGCUCUUAAUAGGUCUAGGAGAGCGGGAACUACAGGAGCUGAUCCUAGUGGACUGGGGAGUGCUGAGCACCCUGGGGCAGAUAGAUGGCUGGAGUUCUAUCCAGCUCCGAGUUGUGGUCUCCAGUUUCCUGCGGCAGAGUGGCCGGCAUGUGAGCCACCUGGACUUCCUUCACCUGACUGCACUGGGUUACACGCUGUGUGGACUUCGGCCAGAGGAGCUACAGCAUAUCAGCAGUUGGGAAUUUAGCCAAGCAGCUCUCUUCCUGGGCAAUCUGCAUCUCCAGUGUUCUGAGGAGCAACUGGAAGUUCUGGCCCAGCUCCUUGUGCUGCCUGGUGGUUUUGGCCCUGUCAGCAACUGGGGGCCUGAGAUCUUCACUGAAAUUGGCACAAUAGCAGCAGGGAUCCCAGACCUGGCUCUUUCAGCACUGCUGCAGGAACAGAUCCAGGGUCUUACCCCUCUUGCUAUUUCUGUCAUCCCUGCUCCUAAAUUUGCUGUGGUGUUCAGCCCCACCCAGCUAUCUAGUCUCACAAGUGUUCAGGCUAUGGCUGUCACUCCUGAACAAAUGGCCUUUCUGAGUCCUGAGCAGCGACGAGCUGUUGUAUGGGCCCAGCAUGAAGGGAAGGAGAGCCCAGAACAGCAGGGUCGAAGCACAGCCUGGGGCCUUCAGGACUGGUCACAACCCUCCUGGGCCAUGGCAUUGACCAUCUGCUUCCUUGGCAACCUGAUAUGAACCUGUCUCUACAGUUAAAGAGAGAGAUUAUUGAGAAAGAAACUUUAAUAAAGUGCAAAUGGAAACGCA